CAGUAAGAACAUGACCAGAGCCUUCAAGCGUUUCCACUCGUGUUGAUGUCAUAUUCAUCAGACAGACAAGAACCACGCCGGGCCUGUCAUACCUCGGAAAAAUUGUACGGGUGUUGUGAGACCUCCUCCCUUGUUUACAUCAGAUACCAGUCAGUAUAUUACCAAACACUGUUGUGUGUGUAAUAGAGCUGCUGAUAGUUGUGUAAAGAGAAGAGCAGACUGCGAGUUUUCCAGUAGAGACGAGAGUGAGGCCAGUCUCUGAAAUGAAAGAAGAGAUGGAUAUGCGCGCAUCCUCCGCGUCUCUCCUGGAAGAAGAACUCGCCUCUGCUAUCGAGCCUGCAGUGAAAGCGGCUGUGCUGAGCGUCAUGUCUGCAUUAGCAAAGUUCGUGGACAGUAAAUGUGCAGUUUUCCACCUCAGACUGGACGAGAGAGACCACGAAUUCGAAAGCGUGAGAUUGCGAUUGGAAAUAGCGGAGAGCGAGUUGAAAUCGAUGCGGGGCGGAGAAUACACGAGCACUGGCGAUAAGAACUUUACACAAUCUCUCACGAACACCAGUGAACAAUACUGCGGGGUUGGGUUUGAUAUCAUUCAUGUACCCGAGCUGGAGCAGGGAGAGCGCAGUUUGGAGCACACAAGGGCAGCGGAGUGGAGACACGCAGUGGAAGGUCCUGCACAGAGAAAUGCUCUCCCUCAUGCUGAGGAAGGGACGAAGGCAGAAUCAGCUCCCAUUCAAGAGGAGCUCUUUGCCCAGGAAUGGUGCAGGAGUCCAAAGCAGGCUACAGAGCUGACAUCUAUUGAAGGGAAGGUGGAGGAGAAACCUGCACUAGAUCCUGAGCACAUUAAUGAAGAGAUCCCUGGAAUUGAACCGGUCAUCAUUAAAGAGGAGGUUCCUGAACUUGAAUCUGACCCCGUUGAAGAGGGGGGUUCAGACCACUUUGAAAGACGGCAGCAAAUUCACACAGGAGAGAAACUGCAUCUCUCUCUUGUUUGUGGGAAGAGUCUCAGUACAUCAACAGAGCUGAAAAGACACCGUCGCAUUCACACAGGGGAAAGACCGUACUGCUGCACUGAAUGUGGAAAGAGUUUCAGUAGCUCUGUAGAUCUGAAAAGACACCAUCGCAUUCACACAGGGGAGGCGCUGUAUUCCUGCACUCAGUGUGUUAAGAGUUUCAAACAGUUACAACAUCUUAAAACACACCAGCUAAUUCACCAUCGAAAUAAACUGUUUCACUGUAGUGGAUGUGAGAAGAGUUUCACUCAGUUAGAAACCCUGACAUUGCAUCAGAGAAUUCACACAGGAGGGAAGCUGUAUCACUGCACUGACUGCGCAAAGGAUUUCAAUACAGCAGAAGAGCUCAAAAUACACCAGCGAUCUCACACAGGAGAGAAACCGUAUCACUGCACUGAGUGUGAGAAGAGUUUCAAACAAGCAUCGCAGCUUAAAGCCCACCAGCGAAUUCACACGGGAGAGAAGCCAUAUAGCUGUAAUUACUGUGGGAAGAGAUUCAAUCUGUCUACAGACCUGAAAAGACACCAGCGAAUUCACACAGGAGAGAAACCUUAUAGCUGCACUGAGUGUGAGAAGAGUUUCAAUCAAAUAUCCCACCUUAAAGCCCACCAGCGAGUUCACACAGGAGAGAAGCCGUAUAGCUGUGAUUACUGUGGGAAGAGAUUCACUCAGGCAGGAAGUCUGACGUCACACCUUCGGGUUCACACAGGGGAGCAGUCGACUCACUGCGCUCAAUAA
Molecule: messenger RNA, 1748 nt
Organism: Polyodon spathula (Mississippi paddlefish)
Lineage: Eukaryota; Metazoa; Chordata; Actinopteri; Acipenseriformes; Polyodontidae
Product: zinc finger protein 883-like
Exons: 2
Coding region: 264-1748 (494 amino acids)
Biological process (GO): regulation of immune system process; negative regulation of transcription by RNA polymerase II; regulation of cytokine production
Source: RefSeq, a predicted model, not a curated record